AUGGAGCAAGACUCGCAAGUUCCGCCGCAGUUCCAUGGCCAAGCGUUUGCUUGUAUGGGUCUCGGUGAUAAUACACUUAACGACAAUCUACCUCCGCUCCAGCCCAAACCUGAAAAUGGCCGGUCCCACAUCCGACCAGCCACUGGCCUUGGCGCCUUGGAUGCUCUCUCUCUCGAGUUGCUUACUAUGAUACUCGGCGAACUCGAUCUAUAUACCUUUUUCAACUUUGGAAGCGUUAAUCGACGAGCCGCAGAUGUCGUUGAUCAGGUUCCCGUAUACAAAGACAUCACGAAACACGCUCUCUGCGCCCUCCGUGGUAUUCUUAGCAUCAAUACAGAGAGGUGGAUUACCUGCCGAACCUUGUACGAGAAACUAUUCCUGGCUGAAUGCGAGGUUUGUGGGGACUUUGCCGGUUAUCUUUAUCUCAUUACUUGCAAGCGCGUUUGCUUCAUAUGUCUUUCACGGGACAUAUCUUACCUACCUCUCACCCCUCAACAAGCCUGGAGUCAAUUUGGCUUGAGCAGUGCCAUUGUUGAUACGCUGCCUUGGAUGCGGGUCGUUCCUGGGAUUUACUCCCCUCAUGAAGUCAAGAUAGUCGAGCCUACCACCCUGGUAGAUUACAAAUCCUGCCUCGAUAAGUGUCUCGCGUUGUAUGGAUCUUUCGACGCCAUGCGCAAACAUAUGUCAGACAUGGAGACCCGCGAGCUACCAGGGGUAAAGGCAGGGGAGCUGGAAUCUGAACCUAGCAUACCCCAACCUCUACAAGCAGGGCCUAUCAAGAGGUCGGGUCGGUUCAGUCCGCGUCGAUGUGUGGCAAUCACUCGAAUGCCUUGGUUGAAUCAAGAUUCGAAACAGUUGGAAUGGGGCUUUUAUUGCCUUGGAGUUGUUUAG
Molecule: messenger RNA, 891 nt
Organism: Fusarium vanettenii 77-13-4
Lineage: Eukaryota; Fungi; Ascomycota; Sordariomycetes; Hypocreales; Nectriaceae
Exons: 2
Coding region: 1-891 (296 amino acids)
Molecular function (GO): protein binding
Source: RefSeq, a predicted model, not a curated record